GAUAAAAAAAAGAAAGCGUGCCAUCACACUUGAAAAAUGUGAAGUUUUAUCCACAUAACUGAGCUGAUCAUCCCUAACUCGAAGUGUCGAUUAAAUGCCUAAGCAUAACAUUUUUGGUACUGGGAGACGAGACAUUUUUUCUCUCACCCUUUCCAGGUUCCCCAACGUGCGUCUCAUAUGAACAUUCUGGUGCCAGUCGAUGAGGUAACGGAUGACGAGACGAGCUCCGGCAAUUUCGAUCACUCGGCGAGAGGAUGGCUUCUCGGGCACAGGUCAUCGGCGUCGUCAUUCGGAGAGCAGGUUAGGGAGCCUGGAGAGAAGCUCGGGGACAGGGAGAGGGAGACGGGAAGGAGAGCUGUGGGGCGGCAGAAGUGGCAAACGCAGAUAUCAUCGAAUGGACUCGAUCAGGGAGGAGCAGCAGGAGGAGGUUCGUUCUGUGGGCGAUGAGGCGCCGGAGCAGCAGGGUGACGAGGAAUUGAACAAUCCGAGCGAUGAAUUGAUGAAAAUGGCCGCCAGUUUGCAGGAAGUCUUGGGCGGUGCGGGAUCGCCGAGCCCUUUGGUGAAGAAAGCGCGCAAGCUUUUGUAUCGUAGGCUGAGAGUCGGGGUCGAGGACGGGCGGAUUUUUAUGGGCAAGUUCCAUUGCUUGGAUAAGCAGGGGAAUAUCAUUCUGUACGAUACGACAGAGUAUAGGCAGAUCAGUCAAGCCUCCUCUUCUUCAGAUUCUACCUGCGGUGCCGGUGCCGGUGCCAGCCCAUACAGCAUGGAGCUACGGAGCUUGGGCCUCGUUCUCAUCCCUGCUCGCUGUCGAACCUCCUGUUUCGUGGAGUGCCCCAUGCAAGAACGACAAUCUUUGCUGUCCGUCAAUGAGUGAGUGGGUAUAAUUUCGUUUGGAUCUGAACGAUUCAAUUGCUGAUUCAGGCUUCUCUUAGGGCUUUCGAAUCGAAAGAUGAUUGUACUGAUCAGUCGACGUGCAGCCGGGCACCGGCUCGGAGGUUUAAGGGAAUUGAAGGGACUAAAAGCAGCGGUGAUAGAAAACGUGAUGAUGCUAUGGGCUGAAGGGAGGCCUUUCCAUAAGACUUACUUUCGGCAAGAUCUGGACGGAGGAGAAUCGUGCCUGUUGGAAUAAGCCGGGAGGGAACCUGUUUACAAGAUUUGGGCCAAAUUUCAAGCCAUGCGAGAGGCCUUCGAAACCACCCUCAUCUCGAAUUAGCGUUUGAAUGUUGAGGUGACAGACUGCAGAACAAUCUACUUCUAUUGCAGCAAUUAUAAAAGUUGAUAACAGAGAGAAGAUUAUCAGAGCCGUGGAGUAUUUCAUUCAAUCUUCUAUAAAUCGACGUCUCUCUUGAUGACGGAAUUCAAGAGUAAUGUAUGUGGGCUCUCUCACUGGAGAAUUUCGCCCAAUUUUGAUAUAUGUUCUUGAACUUGUUGUGACAUUUUUGCCGACUACAAAAUCGGUCUUGUUUGCUUUUGUGAGAAUUAGUGUUGUUGCGUAUUUACCGUUGGAGGAAACUUAUCUGUAAGGAGUCUCCAUUGGAGUGCUCAAACGGAAGAUGACGAAAACUUGGAUCCCAUUUCGUGAAUUGUGGUGCUAGAACCCACAGAGUACACUUGAUUCGUCUUUCUCAAGUGAAAGCUGAUCAGUUUAGGUGUGGCAGAGGUGACUGGGAUAUGGGUACAAUUCAUUUGCUCCUGCUUUUCCAUUACAAUCGUAACAAUUA
Molecule: messenger RNA, 1718 nt
Organism: Marchantia polymorpha subsp. ruderalis
Lineage: Eukaryota; Viridiplantae; Streptophyta; Marchantiopsida; Marchantiales; Marchantiaceae
Source: the annotation of a GenBank genome assembly